Messenger RNA from Rhizopus microsporus ATCC 52813, 2408 nucleotides. RefSeq names its product eukaryotic translation initiation factor 3 subunit B. The record is from RefSeq and is a predicted model, not a curated record. Gene Ontology annotation, molecular function: translation initiation factor binding; RNA binding; translation initiation factor activity. Lineage: Eukaryota; Fungi; Mucoromycota; Mucoromycetes; Mucorales; Rhizopodaceae. Gene Ontology annotation, cellular component: eukaryotic translation initiation factor 3 complex. The coding region runs from base 94 to 2289 and encodes 731 amino acids. Gene Ontology annotation, biological process: translational initiation. The transcript has 3 exons.
AAAUUUCGAAAAGCUUAAUUUUCUGUGGCUUGCGUCCUUCAAAAAUCAGAUUUUUUUCCUUUUCCUAGUUUCUUCUCUUUAUAUAUAGAUACAAUGCCCGGUUUCGACUUGAACAAUCUUCCAGAAAGAGAAGAAGACAUCAACUUUGAUGAUAUUUAUGAAAAGCAUCAUGUUCCCAUGGAAACCGACUUUGACACUAUUGUCGUCGUCGAUGGUGCUCCCAUUGUUAAUGAAGCAAAAGAGGCAAAAUUCAUCAGUGUCAUUAGUAAGCUCUUUACAAAAGAAGCAGGUGAAAUCAAAGAAAAUGGCGUUUGGAUGCCCAUGACACCUAAUGAUGAAGGAGAAAAGACUAGCUCAGGUUAUCUCUUUAUUGACUUUGUUUCAGCAGAAUCUGCUCAUGCUGCAGUAAAAAAGUUGGAUGGCUAUAAAAUGACAAGGACUAUUACUCUUAGUGUCAACAAGUUCACCGAUGUUGAAAAGUAUAGCGACAUGAAUGAAGAAUAUAUUGAACCUGAAAUCGAACCUUUCACUCCUAAAGAGCACUUGAAGAGUUACUUGAUGGACCCAUUGGCUCGCGACCAAUUUGUCAUGUAUAAAGGCGAUGAUGUAUCUGUAUUUUGGAACAGAAAGAGCGAUCCACCAGAACAUGUCUACACUAGAGCUAACUGGACAGAAACAUAUGUUCAAUGGUCACCUAAGGGUUCUUACCUUGCCACUUUCCACACUCAAGGCAUUGCCCUCUGGGGUGGUCCUUCCUGGAACAAGAUUGUUCGUUUCGUCCAUCCUGGUGUCAAGUUGAUCGAUUUCUCUCCUAAUGAGCGCUACCUUGUCACUUGGUCCAACGAACCUAUCAGCUUAGCUAAAUUACCCGAGAAUCAACAUCCCUUCAGUGAAUACGAUGAAGGCAACCAAAUCAUCAUCUGGGAUGUCAAGACGGGUAACUUGUUACGUACCUUCCCUCUUGUUCAAACCUCCGAAGAGCAAAAGACCGUUCGCUGGCCGAUGUUUAAGUGGUCUGCUUCUGAAAAAUACUUUGCUCGUGUCGUUCCUGGUCAACAAUUAUCUGUCUAUGAAGCGCCUUCCAUGGGCUUGGUCGGAAAGAAGAGUAUCAAGGUACCUGGUAUUGUUGAUUUCGAAUGGUCACCUGCCAAGGGCGAUGCCUCAGACCUCAAGAUCUACCAAAAGGAAGAAGUGUUGGCCUUCUGGAUCCCUGAAUCCGGUAACCAGCCUGCCCGUGUCAACCUGAUGGGCAUUCCCUCCAAGGAAACCAUAGCUACCAAGACUUUGUUCAAUGUCUCAGAAUGUAAACUCUAUUGGCAGAAUCAAGGUCAUUACUUGGCUGUCAAGGCAGACCGUCAUACAAAGACCAAGAAGUCUACUUUUGCAAACAUUGAAAUCUUUGAUGUCAAUCAAAAGGGUGUUCCUGUGGAAACGAUCGACCUCAAGGACCCAAUGAUCGCAUUUGCCUGGGAGCCCUAUGGUGAUCGUUUCGCUGUCAUCACCACCAGUGAUCCUAACUUUGGCGCUACACCUGCUCACGGCCAAGCACCCGCCACGAUCAAGACCGACGUCAAGUUCUUCUAUCUCGACAAGUCCAAGAAGAGCGCUUCUGGCUUCAGAUUGAUGAAAACACUCGAAAAGAAGACGGCCAACUACCUCUUCUGGUCACCCAAGGGUCACAAUAUCGUCCUGGCCACUCUGCGUUCCGUAAGCAAUGCCGAUCUCGAGUUCUACGAUCUUGACUUUGAGCCCCUUACGACCGACAAGAAGGACAAGAAGAACCCUGGUGCUUCUGUGCAGUUACUGUCUACUCAGGAACACUAUGGUGUCAGUGACGUUGAGUGGGAUCCUACCGGUCGCUACGUUGUUACUGGAUCUAGCAUGUGGCGCAACUCUGCCGAUCACGGUUUCUGUAUCUGGGAUUUCAAGGGACAACAAUUGUUCAAGCAAAACAUUGAAAACUUUAAGCAGUUGCUCUGGAGACCUCGUCCUGAAAGCUUGUUGUCUGAAGAACAAAAGAAGAAAAUCAAGAAGAAUCUUCGUCAAUACUCUAAGCAGUUUGAUGAAGAAGAUCUUGCCAUGGGUGAUGCUACUGCUGCUAAGCUUCGUGCUGAACGUAAAAAGGCAUUUGAAGAAUGGUACGCAUGGAGAAAGAAUGUCGAGCGCACACUCGAUGAAGAACGUAAUGCGCUCGGUAAGCAAGUCAAAUUGGCUGAUGAAGACAGAACUGAAGUUAUUGAGGAAUGGGUUGAAGAAGUCAUUGAAGAGACUGAAGAAAUCAUUGGUUAGAUCAUCUGUACACACUUUAUUCAGAAAUUAUAAUAAAAUAAAAUUUCAGACAACAAAAAGCCAAAGAAUGAUUAGUAAAUUAAUUAUUGAUGUUAACUACUUGUAUUGAAAAGAGAGAG